AUGGAGCAUGUGUUAAGGAAAACCAAGGAGAGGCUAGGUGCCCUGUAUGGAAAGAACAGCCAGUUCAAGGUUGAUUUCCACCGGAUUAUGAAUCAGAUGCUCACAAAGGAGGAGUUCGAGGGUGCAUGGAUUCAGAUGCUAAAAGAGAGCUUCCAGGAGAAGAGGACUCGUUUGGGUGGAGUGGUUUACAAAGUUGGCGAACCCAUGGAGAAGCACACCGCAAACAUAUAUACCCGAACUAUGUUCGAGAAGUUCCAGGAAGUCCUGUAUAAGUCUGGGUCAUACUACGUCGACGAAUUGGUGCCAGGAGAGAUAUACGUGCCAAAACAUUUCAAUGGCGAGAGCCUAGAGAAGUGGUGCAAGGUGGAGUACAAGGUGUCGGUCAAGGAUGGCUAUUAUGCGCGCGAGUGUGGUAUGUACGAGCACAUGGGGAUGCUCUGCUGCCAUGUUGUUAAGGUGCUGACGCUGAUCGCUGUCUUUGUACUAGUCCACCUCAGGUGCACAGAGAUCCCUGCCCCACAUGUGAUGAAGAGAUGGAUAGUGGACGCGCGGGAUGUUUUGCCGCUCCACAUGGUGCAGUACCAGAAGGACCAGGGGCUGAUGACAUCUUUCAGCUUCAGGCAUUCGCAGCUAUACCUCAACUGCAUGGAGGUGGUGAGGCUAGGGGAUGUAAACAUUGAUACCUACACCACGGCAAUGGAGUGCAUAAAGGUCCUGGUGCCGAAGCUUAAGCUUAUCGCGGUCGAGAUGGAUGGCUUAGGGCUAGAGCAGAGGCUCAGCGCGAAGAAAGCUCGAGUGGAUAUUGGUCCUGCUCAAUUACUCGUGGAGCAAACCGCCGGUUCGAAGGACUGCGGUGUAGCAAUCAUCCUGGACGCAGCCCUUAUAGCGCCAUCGAAGAACAGAAGCGGCAGCAGGCCAACAACUAGCUGGGACAAGCCGCCGUACGAGACAACCUUGAAGAGGACAAGAUUCUGCACUAUCUGCAGGCAGUCGGGGCACAAGAGCACUACGUGCCCUGAUCGCCCAGCAGGAGCUGCGAAGCCUUGGAAGGAGGCAAAAUGCUCGAACUGCGGUCUGCCAGGACACCGUAAGACUAGCUGUAUCAAACAUGCAGCAGCUGUGUAG
Messenger RNA from Lolium perenne, 1125 nucleotides. RefSeq names its product protein FAR1-RELATED SEQUENCE 3-like. The record is from RefSeq and is a predicted model, not a curated record. Lineage: Eukaryota; Viridiplantae; Streptophyta; Magnoliopsida; Poales; Poaceae. Gene Ontology annotation, biological process: regulation of DNA-templated transcription. Gene Ontology annotation, molecular function: nucleic acid binding; zinc ion binding.